CGACCGCCAAAAAGCUGCAGAAUAAUGUGCGACUGCGAGUGUGGGGAUGAGGGCGUAUCGCCCACGCGGCGGGAGAGCGCAUACGACAUGAUCCGCGUAGACGCUGCCGUCGAGCUGGUGCUACAGCAGACACAACCGCUCGAAGUUGUGGCAGUUCAGGCGCACGAGGCCGACGGAUUCGUGCUGGCCGAGCCCGUUCUCAGCGUCGAGCCGUUGCCUCCUUUCCGGGCGAGCAUCAUGGACGGCUACGCAGUCGUCGCAGCGGACGGAGUGGGCACAGUACGUUCUGGCUCACCAGAAGCCUCCACUAUGGAGAUCUGACCUUGUGAUAAAGUUCCCUGUAGUAGAGCGAAUAGCGGCGGGGGACAUGCCAUCGAGUGCGUUGAAGCAUGGUCAGGUAUCGUACAUUACGACGGGAUCUCCCGUUCCGGACGGGGCCGACGCUGUUGUGAAGAUCGAGGACACGAGCAGUGUCGAAGGCAGUGAGAAACCUGAGCGAGAAACCGCAGUUAACAUCUUGAAGACGGUGAAGGCGGGGCAGAACAUCCGUCCCAUCGGAUCCGACAUCAGUCCGGGCGAAGUGCUGGUGGACGCACACGAACUCGUGUCACCUGCUGAGAUUGGACUAAUGGCGACGGUGAGGAUAGAGAAGGCUUUUUUUUAGUGUAUGGUAGUAUUAACGACGUGCUGCUUGAUGCAGGCGGGAAUCACUGAAGUGCAGGCGCACCGGAAGCCUGUGGUUGGCGUUCUGUCGACGGGUAGUGAGCUCGUUGAAGCUUUUCAGGGGACGACUACGCCUGGAAAAAUUCGAGACAGCAACCGUCCAAUGCUGCUGGCAUUGCUGAGUAGUUGGGGAGCCACGGCUGUUAAUUUAGGCGUGUGCAGUGAUAAGAAACAGGCUCUGAAGGAUACUAUACUGACGGCACUGGAGAAGGUUGACGUGCUGAUCACAAGCGGUGGCGUUAGUAUGGGAGAGCACGACCUCAUCAAGCCUCUACUGGAAGAAAUGGGUAGCGUUCACUUCGGAAGACUGCUAAUGAAGCCCGGAAAGCCCACGACGUUUGCUACAUUGGAUGUGCAAAGAAAGAAGAAACUAGUGUUUGCUCUUCCAGGAAACCCAGUGAGCUCCUUCACGACGUGUCAUCUGCUUGUUCAUCCCGCACUAAAGCGCCUUCGUGGACUUCCGAUCUCGAAGUGCCACCAUACUAAGGUGUACGCGACACUCACGCAUCCGAUCAAGCUGGAUGCAGAACGUCCUGAAUUUCAUCGGGCAAACCUGGUAUGGGACAGCAAGCAGCACAAAUUUCUAGCCACCAGCACUGGUCGACAAAUCAGCUCUCGCUUGCUCAGUUGCCGUCAUGCGAAUGCUCUGCUGUGCUUGCCAACGGGGACCGAAGUGCGUGACGGCGAUGCUGUUGCCGCUCUCGUUCUGGAGAGCUCCUUUGGAAAUGCCACGGGUGUCGUCUCAGCCACGCCCAUACUGAACCAAAGUGCUGUAUCUUCGACCCACGUACAUACGACCAACGAAAAACCGAGUGUUCCCAAGAAGGUUUUUCGCGCUGGACUCUUAACUAUUAGCGACCGUGUAUCUGCUGGCAUCUCAACCGACAUGAGUGGGCCCGCGAUGGUUGACGUGCUGCAACAAGUUGACAAGGUGCAAAUGGAUGUGGUGGCCAUUAAGGUUGUGCCUGAUGAUGUGGAUAAAAUUCAAGCGGUGGUGAAGGAUUGGGCAGACUCGGAUACGGUGGAUCUGAUUUUGACUUCAGGAGGCACAGGCUUCAGCCCUCGCGAUGUCACCCCAGAGGCUAUAAAGGCUGUGCUAGACAAGUAUAUUCCAGGAUUCCCUAUUGCAAUGCUCGAGAGCUCGCUAAAGAUCACGGCCAAGGCUGUGCUGUCUCGGCCUGUGGCAGGUAUUCGUAAGAACACGCUGAUUGUAACGCUGCCGGGGAAGCCGAAGGCGGUCGUAGAGAAUUUCUCUGCGAUUGCUGAAGUCUUACCACAUGCACUGCAUCUUGUCCGAGAUGUACCGCACGAGCAUCAUCGCGCAAAUCCGAGCUCGCUCUACACUUGAUGACAACUCGGAGCACUGUCGAUGAAUAUUCGAUACCGUGUUUUUACUUUUCGUACUAAAAGUUAGCAUAUAGCUUAUUCAAUCGCGAUGAAAUGAAUAAAAACCACCAAUCUGUUUACCAGUAACAUAUCAA
Phytophthora nicotianae INRA-310 is the source of this 2204-nucleotide messenger RNA. RefSeq lists its product as hypothetical. Bases 668 to 2071 code for a protein of 467 amino acids. Gene Ontology annotation, molecular function: molybdopterin molybdotransferase activity. Lineage: Eukaryota; Oomycota; Peronosporomycetes; Peronosporales; Peronosporaceae. Gene Ontology annotation, biological process: molybdenum incorporation into molybdenum-molybdopterin complex; Mo-molybdopterin cofactor biosynthetic process. The transcript is spliced from 4 exons. Gene Ontology annotation, cellular component: cytosol; cytoplasm. The record is from RefSeq and is a predicted model, not a curated record.